Molecule: messenger RNA, 2052 nt
Organism: Panthera uncia (snow leopard)
Lineage: Eukaryota; Metazoa; Chordata; Mammalia; Carnivora; Felidae
Gene: NPRL2
Product: NPR2 like, GATOR1 complex subunit
Exons: 11
Coding region: 236-1378 (380 amino acids)
Biological process (GO): cellular response to amino acid starvation; positive regulation of autophagy; negative regulation of TORC1 signaling
Cellular component (GO): vacuolar membrane; GATOR1 complex
Molecular function (GO): GTPase activator activity
Source: RefSeq, a predicted model, not a curated record
AGCCGCUUCACUUCCGGGUGCGACGUCUACCUACCCGGGACUUCCUGGGACAAGCUUCCCCACCCCCGCGCCACACCUCUCCGUCAUGCUGCGCAGGCGCCGUUGAGCAGACAGCUUGACGGGUGUGAGUGCGCAAGCGUGUUUGAUCCAUCAUCCAGGCCUUCGGGCUGUUUCCGACGGGUGUUCGCAGGGGGUCCAGCCGUCAGAGACUACAGACCUGGGCUCUGCUGGCGCCAUGGGCAGCGGCUGCCGUAUCGAAUGCAUAUUCUUCAGCGAGUUCCACCCCACGCUGGGACCCAAGAUCACCUAUCAGGUCCCUGAAGACUUCAUCUCGCGGGAGCUGUUUGACACAGUCCAAGUGUACAUCAUCACCAAGCCAGAGCUGCAGAACAAGCUUAUCACUGUCACAGCCAUGGAGAAGAAACUGAUCGGCUGUCCUGUCUGCAUCGAGCACAAGAAGUACAGCCGCAAUGCCCUGCUCUUCAACCUAGGCUUCGUGUGUGAUGCUCAGGCUAAGACCUGUGCCCUUGAGCCCAUCGUCAAAAAGCUGGCUGGCUACCUGACCACACUGGAGCUAGAGAGCAGCUUCGUGUCAACAGAGGAGAGCAAGCAGAAGUUGGUGCCCAUCAUGACCAUCUUGCUGGAGGAGCUAAAUGCCUCAGGCCGGUGUACUCUGCCCAUCGAUGAGUCCAACACCAUCCACUUGAAGGUGAUUGAGCAGCGGCCUGACCCUCCUGUGGCCCAGGAGUAUGACGUGCCUGUCUUUACCAAAGACAAGGAGGAUUUCUUCAACUCACAGUGGGACCUCACCACACAACAGAUCCUGCCCUACAUUGACGGCUUCCGCCAUGUCCAGAAGAUCUCAGCAGAGGCAGAUGUGGAGUUAAACCUGGUGCGCAUUGCCAUCCAGAACUUGCUGUAUUAUGGUGUUGUGACACUGGUGUCCAUCCUCCAGUAUUCCAAUGUGUACUGCCCGACACCCAAGGUCCAGGACCUGGUAGAUGACAAGUCCCUGCAGGAAGCAUGUUUAUCCUAUGUGACCAAGCAAGGGCACAAGAGGGCCAGUCUCCGGGAUGUGUUCCAGCUGUACUGCAGCCUGAGCCCUGGCACUACUGUGAGAGACCUCAUUGGCCGCCACCCCCAGCAGCUGCAACGCGUUGAUGAACGGAAGCUUAUCCAGUUUGGGCUUAUGAAGAACCUCAUCCGACGACUACAGAAGUAUCCUGUGCGGGUGUCUCGGGAGGAGCGGAGCCAUCCUGCCCGACUUUACACAGGCUGCCACAGCUACGAUGAAAUCUGUUGCAAAACAGGCAUGAGCUACCAUGAGCUUGAUGAACGGCUGGAAAAUGACCCCAACAUCAUCAUCUGCUGGAAGUGAGACUGGGGUGGCCUGGUCUAGGCACAUGGCUGUGGCUACUCUGUCUUGCUAAGCCUUGCCUGGUACAUGAGGGCUAGACCAGUAGACUAGUCCAUAUUGUCUCAAGGUUGACCCUCACUUCUGUGAAUAAAAUCACCCAUUUCAACCUGUCUUUAUUGAGUACCGCCUCUAAACCAGCCAUUGGAGGACUGCAGUGAAAUAGCCGAGGUCCUGGCACCCUGGUGCGCCAUCUGGUGGGCAAGACUGGCUAUGGACAGUAAAUGUGCAGGGUAAUUAUAAACUGAAAUAACAGCCAGAAAGAAACAAUCAGGAAGCUGUGAUGAAGAAUGACUUGGGGUGGGAGCUGGGGCUGUCCUGGAUUAAAUGGGCAAGGAAGGCCUCGCUGAGGUGACUUGAACUGAGGCCUGAAGGAGGAAGAGUAUUCCAGGCAGAGGGAACAGGUGCAAAGUAAAAGCAACUUUAGGAUGUAUGAGGAACCUGGGGCAUCUGGGUGGCUCAGGUGGUGGCGGCUCAGCCGGUUAAGCUUUCGACUUCAGGUCAUGAUCUCACGGUUGGUGGGUUGGAGCCCUGCAUCACGCUUUCUGCUGUCAGCAGGAGCUGCUUCAGAUCCUCUGUAUCCCUCUCUCUCUGCUUCUCCCCCGCCUCAAAAAUAAAUAAACAUUAAAAAAAAAAAA